This is a messenger RNA of Plutella xylostella (diamondback moth), 1665 nucleotides long. Its product is annotated as cytochrome P450 6B4-like. Lineage: Eukaryota; Metazoa; Arthropoda; Insecta; Lepidoptera; Plutellidae. The record is from RefSeq and is marked provisional. Gene Ontology annotation, molecular function: heme binding; oxidoreductase activity, acting on paired donors, with incorporation or reduction of molecular oxygen; monooxygenase activity.
AUGCCAAUAAAAACACGACAACAAAAAUUAAACUACUAUUACUACAUUUGUAACACGGCGGACUUCAUUGAGUCCCUAAGAAUUUUGAGUAGCAACAUUAUAUUAGUUAAAAUGUUGGACGUAUAUUUUACUAUUAUGGUCAUAAUAGUAGUUAUUUAUUAUUUAUCACAGCGCAAAUUUAACUAUUGGAAAGUCAGAAAUGUGAAGUAUUUAAGUCCAGUGCCGUUUGUUGGUAACUACAGUGCAUACAUCUUCCAAAAGAAGACACUUGGAGAAACUGUUCAAAGCAUUUGCCAGAAGUGGCCUGAAGAACCUCUGAUCGGCGCCUUCUACGGGACUGAGCCCGUGCUGGUCGUGCAAGACCCCGAGUACAUCAAACUCGUCACGACGACAGAUUUCUACUACUUCAACGGCAGAGAAGUUUCAGAUUACAUUCACAAAGAAACUUUAUCCAGAAAUAUAUUUUUUGCCAACGGAAAUUGGUGGAAUCUGUUCAGAAAGAAUCUGUCGCCAUUUUUUACAUCUACAAACAUAAAAAGAAUGUUUCCUUUAAUAGCCAAUCAUUGUAAGUCACUUGAUAAACUCCUGGAGACAGAAACUCAAGUGAGUAAAGAUUUAGAUGUGAGCUCCCUCAUGAUGCGAUACACUCUGGACUGUAUCUGCUCCAGCACUCUUGGGAUUGACCCCACCGCUCUGAGCACCACUCCCAGUAACCACCCUUUUGUGCAUGUUGGACGAAUGAUUUUCUCCACGUCUACUUACAGAGGAAUACAAACAGUUUUUAGAGCUGUUUGGCCAAAUAUAUUUUAUGGGCUCGGUUUCAAGAUGUUCCCAAAUGAUAUAACCGACUUUUUCCUGUCGGUAGUAAAAAAACAACUGCAAGAACGAGAAGAUGAACGUCAGAAUCGACACGAUUUAAUUGAUUUCGUCGCGAAACUCCAGAAAGAAGAAUAUAUUACUGGGGACAGCAUACACAACUUGCUCAAGAAUUCAGCACCAGAGAAAAUUAAGAUGAAAAUAGAUGACGUGUUACUUGUGACUCAAGUGGUAUCAAUAUUUGCUGCAGGAUUUGAGACUUCAGCUACGACUAUGUCGUUUGUGCUGUUCGAGCUAGCCAAGAAUCCGGAAAUUCAGCAACGUGUAUUGGAUGAGAUAGACCAGUACAACGCAACCAAGCAGGGUGGAUUGAACUACACCUGCAUUACUGAGUUACCAUACUUGUACCAAUGUAUCCAAGAAACGUUACGCCUGUACCCCUCAUUGCAAGUAGUGACAAGGGAAGUUUUCAAAAGUUACAGGUUUCCGAACGGAGUGCAAGUGGAUCGAGGCGUUAGAGUUCAUAUUCCUGUAUUGCACAUGCACAGAAACCCGAAGCAUUUCAAAGACCCACAUGUAUUCAAUCCUGAUCGAUUCUCACCCGAACAGAAGCACACUGUAUCAGAUUACGUCUUCAUGCCGUUUGGUAAAGGGCCAAGACUUUGUAUAGGUUCCAGGUUUGGAAAAAUGCAGAUGAUGGCAGGUUUGGUGUCAAUUUUCACAAAAUAUCGGCUGGAGUUACCAACAGGAGCUCCAACCGAAGUGCAAUUUGAACCAAGGUCCAUGCCGACCCAGCCUAAAAAAGCAUUACACUUGAAAUUCAUAUCUCGAAAUAGUACAUUUAAUUAG